Pongo pygmaeus (Bornean orangutan) is the source of this 1803-nucleotide messenger RNA. It is a transcript of the gene ZNF32, whose product is annotated as zinc finger protein 32. The record is from RefSeq and is a predicted model, not a curated record. Lineage: Eukaryota; Metazoa; Chordata; Mammalia; Primates; Hominidae. Gene Ontology annotation, cellular component: nucleus. The transcript is spliced from 3 exons. Gene Ontology annotation, molecular function: DNA-binding transcription factor activity, RNA polymerase II-specific; RNA polymerase II cis-regulatory region sequence-specific DNA binding. Bases 798 to 1619 code for a protein of 273 amino acids. Gene Ontology annotation, biological process: regulation of transcription by RNA polymerase II.
CGGCCUUCCGGGGUGGGAGGAGAGGUAGCCCCUGCGGGGGAGAGUAGGAAGCCAGGCAGUGUGUGGGAAACCACGCUACCCACAAGCUCCUACACCUGAAACUGGCCCUAGGACAUUGUCCAGACCACCAAGUGUACCCCUCUUCUCCUCCGCCCUCCAGAGGACGCCGGAUUUUAGAUCUUCAGUCUGGUGGUCUCGUCAGAUACCCCUCCUGUUUGGUUCUUUCCUUCUCAUUGUCCUACCUGAUAGGACAGUGUUAGUAAUCUGUUUAAUAAGUGGGGAAACUGAGUCAGGGCUGCUGGGUUACUUGCCCAAGGUCAUAUCCUGGGGGAGCCACGGCAAGAAGCCAAGACUCUCACGGACUACUUCUAAGCUUUUUCCAAAGGAUAUAAUAGCCUUUCUAAUAGGAAAAUCAAUGUUUUUAAUUAUAAAGCUACUUUUACAAAAUCUUGGGAAAACUGCUUCCUCCGACCUGUGAUCUAGGGAGAAAAAUAUGACAAUUUCUCCCUUACUAAUCACGGAGGGCCCUGAUAGGCGGCGGAGUUGUAACUUGAAGACCUCACAGCAGGUGGAGAGGCAGAGCUGUGAAUUCUACUCUAAUUUCUGGAAUCCCCAGCGACAGAGUCCAACCCCAGGCAGCAGGCGCCAUGUACUCCAGGGACUUUUAAUGUGUGUGCAGCUGUUGAGCAAGAAUACCUUGAACUUCCAAAUGAUGUGCUGGCACGCUGGUGCUCAGGAACAGCCCAUGGAAGAAUCAUAUGAAGAGGUGGUGACUGAGGUCGUAAGCAGGAGUGGACAUGUUUGGAUUUCCAACAGCUACCCUGCUGGACUGUCAUGGAAGAUAUGCCCAGAAUGUAGCGUUCUUCAAUGUGAUGACUGAAGCCCACCACAAAUAUGACCACUCUGAGGCUACAGGAUCCUCAAGCUGGGAUAUCCAAAAUUCUUUCAGAAGAGAGAAGCUGGAACAAAAAUCCCCAGAUUCGAAGACAGUACAGGAAGAUUCACCUGGAGUGAGACAAAGGGUCUAUGAGUGCCAGGAGUGUGGAAAAUCCUUCCGGCAAAAAGGUAGUCUAACGUUACAUGAGAGAAUCCACACUGGUCAAAAGCCUUUUGAGUGCACCCACUGUGGAAAAAGCUUCAGGGCCAAAGGCAAUCUUGUUACACAUCAGCGGAUACACACGGGAGAGAAGCCUUAUCAGUGCAAGGAGUGUGGGAAAAGCUUUAGUCAACGAGGUAGUCUCGCUGUCCACGAGAGACUCCACACUGGACAGAAACCCUAUGAGUGUGCUAUUUGUCAGAGAAGCUUCAGGAAUCAGAGUAACCUUGCUGUUCACAGGAGAGUUCACAGUGGUGAGAAGCCCUAUAGAUGUGAUCAGUGUGGAAAAGCCUUCAGUCAGAAAGGAAGCUUAAUUGUUCACAUCAGAGUCCACACGGGCCUGAAGCCCUAUGCCUGUACCCAGUGCAGGAAGAGUUUCCACACCAGGGGGAAUUGUAUUCUGCAUGGAAAAAUCCACACAGGAGAGACACCCUAUCUGUGUGGCCAGUGUGGAAAAAGCUUCACCCAGAGAGGGAGUCUGGCCGUGCACCAGCGAAGCUGCUCACAGAGGCUCACCCUUUGACCACUCUCUUGAAGAGAAGUUCUCUUUAUGAAUUAAGAGUACAAAAUCCUCUGAGAUGAAGCAACCUAUCCAGUUCUAUGGAAUGAAUGGAGAAUCAGAAAGACCAUCAUCGGGCAGGGCAAACUGACUUUUCUCCUUUCCCCCAAAAGAGUAUGAAAAAUAAAUGUCUUGUUUAUUAUCAUUA